This is a messenger RNA of Moesziomyces aphidis, 1563 nucleotides long. The record is from the annotation of a GenBank genome assembly. NCBI's taxonomy places the organism in Eukaryota, Fungi, Basidiomycota, Ustilaginomycetes, Ustilaginales, Ustilaginaceae.
AUGCGUUCAAGUUCCACCGCAGGGCUCACCUCGCAGCAGCUGCUGGAGCGACGCCGCGCACAGAACAAGCUGGCCCAGCGACGCUUCCGCGAGAAAGCUCGCCUGGCACGUGCAAUGGGCUCGGCGUCGGCGUUGGGCAGCGACUCUUGCUCCAGCUCUGGUAUGGGCUUUGGUCUUAACCCUGGCUUUGGCUCUACCCGGCAUCUCGCUCUUCCCGCUCAUCUGGACCUCAGCAGUGCUUCCUCGCAUGACGAUCUUCAAGCCAGAGGACGUUCGGCAUCAGCUGGCUCCGCAUGCUCGUCAUCGUCUGCAUCGCAGUCCUCGCAGAUGUCGAGCCCCACAUCGAGCUGCGCCGAGCUUCUCACGCCCGUCAUGCCCACCUUUAUCGAAUUGGCAAAGCCCCGGGCGGCCAAAGCGCACACUGAUGUUGAAGCGUCUGCGCUCAUGGAUCGCGAUCUCAAGGCUGAGCAGGACUGGGCUCCGAUCGCGUCCCUGUACACCGAUAGCUACGCGUCGUUCAAUCCGAGCCAGCAUAUUCCCACGCCAAUUAUGGCUGCACCCGCACCAAUGACAUUCUCAACCCUAGUCUGCCCCUCGGGCGUCAGCUGCAACGUUGGACUCAAGAUGGUCGGGAUACACUCGGAUCCACUUCUUCUGAAUCAAGCGCUGCCCAGUCCCUCGGUACUACCGCCCCCCUCGGCAAGCCACUCGAUGCCCUCGAGCACAAUGUUUAUGAACUUCGAGCCAAUGGCUCCGGUUGAGUCUAUCGCCUCCUUUGACUACCUACUCCGGCUACCUUCAACCCCUUCGUCUGCGUCAGACUCCAGCGAGGCGGCCAGUUAUCCGAGCACAGAUUCUCGCUCUUCUGUGCCCUUCGACGAGGCCAUCUCGGAACACGUCGCGCGUGCGGAGCCUCAGCUGUCACAGCCGACGCGAUCCGUCGCCAUCACGUCGCUCUCCUUUGCGAGCGUCGCCCAGGCGAUCGCAUCGCGCUUUGGUCUAGCACACAGCGGGGACGGCUUGCGAGGAUUGCUUUCGCGUCUCGAGCUCUUCUCCAAGUCUGGGUCCGCCGAUUUGGAGCCUGCCAAGGGCUUGGUCUUUGAUGCUGGCAUCGACUGGGAUUCACUGAGUUCCAACAUGCUCCCCACGACGGAGCAGCUGCUAUAUCCGCACCGAGCCUUCUUGGACGCCUGUCUGCCCUGGCCAGCCGUUCGAUCACGCCUGGUCAAGCAUGCGCUCGCCCAACCCGUUUGCGAAGAGGAGCUCGCCUUGGACCUGCUUCUCUCGAUCCUGUCCACCGACGAGGGUGUCGCGUCGUUCCACGUCUACGGCGAUGACGUGCUGGAUCCCGAGGCGUGGGAACUCAGCGAGCGCAUGCUGCAGAAGUGGUGGGGCCUGUUCGACGCCUCGAUCCUCCGCAGGACCAACUGGUGGCGACGCCAGCGUGGCCUCACCGAACUCUCUAUGCCUGCGCCAACGAACUCAAGCAACGCAUUCGAGAGGCAGGGCCUUGGAACCGGCUCGCUCGACCAGGCUCACCGUCUUGCUUCCACUUUGCUUUAA